This is a messenger RNA of Mercenaria mercenaria, 3907 nucleotides long. RefSeq lists its product as uncharacterized. The transcript has a single exon. The annotation marks the transcript as partial. NCBI's taxonomy places the organism in Eukaryota, Metazoa, Mollusca, Bivalvia, Venerida, Veneridae. The record is from RefSeq and is a predicted model, not a curated record.
UUAACGGGAUAUCUAGUUUCAUAUAAGUAAACGCGCAAAGAAAUGUGUUACCAAUUAUUGGGCAAUAGUUAAGAUUACUGUGGACAUGUUCACUUUUUAGAUAUAUAACUAGCAACAAGAAUCUUAACUAGUUUAGUUAAGAAUGUAUUUCAAUACAAUGAAGUGGUGAACACGAAAAGAUUCGUCUUACCAGUUGUUGGACAAAAACAGUCCAGAGUAUUCCAACUGCUGUCCAAACACUGAUUCACUAGAUUAGAUUCAUGUUGCUGGUGAUCUAAGAUGCGAAUAGCUCUAGAGUAUUCCGAUUGUCCAAUAACCGGAAACACCAAUUUUGCGCGUUAACCACUUUGUUAUAUGAACUACAUAUUCAGUUAUCUUUCAGCAGAAAUAUACUACCAUAGUAUGUUAUAUUUAUUUCAUUUAAUUACUUCACAAGAUUAUUUACAUCGUACAUAUACAAGUAAUCUGUAGUUUUAAAACAAUGACUAUAUGACAAAUGGUACUCUGAAUUGGUUUCAUUACCGUAGGGAAUGGCAACUGACAAUCUGUCUGCCCUUAGCAAAUAUCCUCGCUGUCAGUUAAUCAAAGCUUUUUCCGUCUUGUCCUUCACACAAUUUUCUUGAAAAGAGUAUAAAAAUAUUACCAACAUAGGGCUGUUCGGGUGAACACAGUUGGAUAUUGCCAACCUGAGAAAAGUUAUAACACCCAAAGCAGUAACCGAUGGAGUUAUUAGAUUUCAAAGGUUGACGAUAUCCCAUAUCACAUGAGCAGGUCUGUAUUUAUUGUUUUGUUAUACCGAAACUCGCAUUCUGAGAUAUGUCUUACAUUAAAGCGCCUUCAGUGGCAACGUCAUUUUGUUCUUCAAAGCACGGUAUAGUACUUAAAUAGAAAGGAUAAGCUCAUGUCGGAACAGGGUUUUGAAAACGAAUAACAUACGCAGUAUAAUUCAAAGCAUGAUCUUCUUAGUUCGGAGUUUGUUUUGAAAGCACAUAACACCCCACCGGACGAUAUUCAAAAUAAUUAGGUAGCAAGGUACACUUCGGUUCGAACAUUUUGGGCACGGACAGGGUUACUUGUAGCGAGUCGUAAUAUUGCACUUCCCUAAAGAGCUCGAGCAGGGUGGCCAUUUUAUAAUUUGCCUGCAUGUUUUGUGCUUUCAAUCAAUGACAAAAUCAGUACUCUCAUACAAGAAUAAAGAAACUUAUCAAAACAAAUGUUGUACCCCACCCAUUGAAAAUAACACGCAAAAAUCACAAAAUUAGCACUUUUCAGACAGCCUGCCACGAUCACGCUGCAAGAAUUAAGUCCAAUUCUUUUGCAUUUAUCAAUUCAAUAGGCCCUACUGAACAACAGGAUAUGAAUGGAAUGGGGGCCCAUCCAGCUCGUUUUUUCACAAAACUCCAAAAAUGUACCUGAGUGUCAAUCAAAAAGCAUGAAACUCUUCAAUGGUUUGAUUUUCCCUCACCGGAAAUGACACAUUAAUCCAUACAAAGCUAGCAGCUAUUAGUUUUACAACUGAAUUCAGAAUUUUACAUGUAUCGGCUAUUUAAAGUUUCUAAAGAAUUAACAAUCAUUAUUUCUCACUGUAAUUUACAGACAUCCAAAAUCACCAUAUUCUAAUUAGUUAAAAUAUUGACGGGGGCCAAAAUUCGAAGUGUACCCUGCUACCUUAAGACUUUUUUUGAGGUUCUUGUUCAUACCUAUACCACUGUAUUCUGGUAAAAGAAUAUGUUAUGAAUAAAAUAAAACUGACAGAAAACAAUAAAUCUUACUAAUUUGUUGUGUAUUUCAUCUUAUUUAAGUAUACUGCAAAUCAAGGGAAGUAACAAAAAUGUGAGUUAAAAAUACUUCAGACACAGCUUCAUUUCUUGAAAUAAAAAUGACUGAAAAGGAAUAAAUGGCCAAAAUCAUUUUCUGUUUGUAAGCUGUUAUACAUCAGCCUUACAAAAAUACCAGUUAUUUAUUAGAAACCUAUAUCAGAAUGAAAAAUGACUUUACAAUGUUUGUUCAACAUAGCCGACUCUUCGGAAAGACACAUACCCUCUUAAAAUGCUUUUAUAUACAAAUAUAUUAGUAAGAUCAAAAUUACUUUGUAUUACAAGUGUAAACAAAAGCCUUAUUGCUCAAUAUAAAUAAUCCAUAUAAGUACAAACAAUAAAAAAAAAGCAGAGAAUUCAACCCCAUUCUUUCACAGUAAAAGAGUCUUUAGAUCAAGGGAGGCAAAUCUUUAAACCAUGCUGAACUGAGAUUUCCACCUGCAAAGCUAUUACAAAAACCCACAAAAACACUAAUUAAUGAGCUCUACUGAAAUAUGACACUUUGUCCAGCUGAUAAGCCCACACUUCAUGAUAACAACACAUUUCUGUCCAUUUCUUAAUAGCUUUUGUUGAGUGCACAGUGAAUUAUGAAGGAAUAUCCUAAAAAGUCUAAAAAAAGUUGUAACAGGAGUAAAAGAGCUAGACAAAACUGGUUUAAAAAGGGCCAUAAUGGCAAUGUUAGCAGACAGUUUGUUAGUGAGACAUCAAAUGCUUCAAGUGCUGAUGCUGAAACUCAAGAUUUCCAUGGCCUAGACUCACAAGUGAAGACUGUUACAAGGCUGGAAAAGUCUGUAGCUGCUGAUGUGCUCAAUGCCGCCAGCUGUACAACACCUGGUAUCCUACCAUACAAACUCAGGCCUGCACAAGACAGCAAUCAAACUGCAAACAAGAGAGAAGAAGGAAUAAAUAAAGCACAGGAUUCAAAUGAAAACAUAAUCGUCAACAUAAAAAAACUUAAAAGUGUUUUCGAACUGGUAUCUAAACAUGUCUGUGAAAAGCCAAAUAUAAUGAUGUCUGUUGCAGACAGAAAAGGAUUAUGUAUUUCUUUGGAGGUAAAAUGCCAGAAUUGUGACUUUGCUACCGGACAUAUACCUCUGUUUGACUCCAUAAAAACAAAACAGGGCCAAGAAUCUGGCACGAUCAAUAACACAGUACUCAUGCCAGUGAUGACGUCAAAACUUGGAAUUACUGACAUACAGCUUGUGCUCUCCUGCUUGAACAUCCGUGCUCCAAACAAGCGUGGAAUGCAAAGAAAACUGAACAAUGUCUCUGAUCAAGUACAGUCACUUAACAAAGAACAAAUGGUAAGAAACCAGAGGUAUAUUAAAAAGGUACAGUACCUGGCACAGUCAUCAGGCGGAACCGACAUUGAAUAUGAUGUUUCGUACACCAGUCGUCCGAAAGCUGGCGAGACGACAGCGACACAGUGCUUUGCUCCUGUAAUAGAAAAAACAACAGUUAAACACUUACCAGUUGACAUCCAAAUUGCAAAUAAACUGUGCUCAUUGAGGAACUGCUCCCACAAUAACAAAAAAUGCCGAAAGAACUAUGCAACUGACACAUCUAUAAAUCAAGCAGAGACAACACUUCUGAAGGAAUCAAUAAAAAGCAUAUUCGACAAAAAAAAUUUAAGUGUACAAACAAUUACAACAGACGGAAGUUUCCAACUUGCUAAAGCGGUACGUGAUAUCAAUGCCAAAACCUCAGCUAAGAUUCUUCACUACAAGUGCUUUGUGCACAAUAUGCGCAACUUGCACAAACACUUGAAAGCUGUCAAAUUAAAGUCAGCUACUAGGAAAGAUAAAACUGUGUAUACCCAGCAAGUGGCUACAAGUCUGCGCUCUAGAAUUCGGGCUGAACUGAAGAACAUCAAGCUUGCUUGUAGAAAUAUGGACCAAUAUGUGCACCAGGCUCAAAAGUGUAUGACAAACAUUAUUCGUUGUAGUACCAAUGACCAUUCCAUGUGCAGAAGUGCUUCAAUGAUCUGUACAGCUCAUCUGAAAAAAGUACAUAUUCAUAAACAUAUGCGCUAUUUACCAGAACAAAAGUACAUGCAACUGUCACUGUCAGAGAAGGACUCUUUACAGAAA